UUUUGAUGCAGUUACAUGAAAACCAUAAUACCGGCCAAGAAUUAAAUUUAGUCUAUUUAUAUCACGUCUACUCCUCGAAAAACAGAGACGUGCACAUAAUUAUAAUUAAUUUAGUUAUUUAAAAGUGCACGUUACGUAAUUAUAGUCGCAAAAUGACAAUUCGGACAAAUUUGAAAGUCUUAAUCGGCGGGGGCACUGGCUUCGUAGGUAAGCGUUUGGGUGAACUGAUUUCAAAACACGGGUAUGAUGUGACGAACGUCUCUCGAAUGCCGGGCAGAAACAACAUAUGCUGGUCUGAUAUAGCGUUGAGAGGCUUGCCUGACAACACGCACGCUGUGGUCAAUCUUGCGGGGCAACAGUUUAUGGACUUCACCAAGGCCUGGACGCCUGGAUUUAAACAAAAUGUCCAGAAUUCUCGAGUUUUCACUACCAAAUCAUUAGUAGAAGCCAUAAACAAGGCACAAGCUAAGCCUAAGGUAUUGGUUGUGGUCACUGGUGUUGGUGCAUAUGAGCCGUCGGAGACUAACAAGUAUGAUGAAAGUAGCACUGUCACUGGAUCAGACUUCUUCUCCAGAUUAACUAUAGAAUGGGAGGGAGCAGCCAGUAAAGUAGACCCAUCAGUUAGACUUGUUAUAAUAAGAUCCGGUGUAGUGAUUGGCCGAGAAGGCGGAAUGAUAAAGAACAUGAUCCUGCCAUUCUUCCUAGGAUUAGGUGGGCGUAUUGGUUCCGGCAAGCAAUUCCUGCCUUGGAUACAUGUGGACGAUCUUACGGGAAUCAUCAAAUUCGCGUUAGAAAAUGAAAAAGUUGUUGGAAUACUAAAUGGUGUAUCUCCUCACAUUGUAACUAAUCAGGAUUUUACAGUGUCUUUUGCCAAAGCUCUCAACCGACCAGCUUUCUUUCCUGUACCAGAGACAAUUCUAAAUGUUCUACUCAACCCUGAGAGAGCCAUGCUACUGACCAAAGGACAACACGUUACGCCUAAACGAGUCAUGGAAUUCGGAUAUUCUUACCAGUACCCCAACUUAGAUGACGCAUGCAAGGACGUCGCGCAUUUGUUUCCAAAGAAAACUGCGAAUUGAGGAAACUUGCUCUUGAUAUCUCAAUAGACCAGCGCACUGUACAUUGCCGGAAAUUAUAUGCCUGGGCAUUGAACCCUCAAGAACUAUGAUGCUGAUCAAGGGACAAUACUUAGUAUCUACUACGAGUAUAAAUAAUGAAAGUACGGAUACUCGUAAAAAUACAGGCACACCAAGAAUUCAUCUAGAUUAUCUACAAGUAAGAAUGCCACAUAACUAUUUCAGUCGGACGAAGAUGUAAAUAACCUAUCUAAAAUGUACCUGUUCAUUUGUUAAUAGCAAUAUCAAGGUACUAAUCUCGUAAAGUUUUACAGGCGUAUUCUAAUUUUAUUUAUAGGAUAUGAAUUCGAUGUGGAUUAGAUGGGGGAUCGGGUCUCUCAAUGUCAAAAGUGACAUUUAUUCAAACAUUAACGUCUCUUUUGACUGAUACGCCUGUUAUGAGUGUUGUGCACAGGUGUUACGUUAGACUGUAAAGUCUAUUUCAAUGGAUUUUUUAUGGUCACAAACUAGAUUCAAACUCAAUUAGCAAAGAUUUUGUACGGGUGUCGGAUCUUUACGACUCUUACGAGUAAGGUGUAUUCGGGUAAUACCGAAUGUCGGAUAAUUCCGAAAUACAGAUGAAAAACACCCUUAAUGCCAUCAUAAUAAAAGUCUCUUUUCGGAAUUAUCCGACAGUUUUCGACAUUCGGAAUUACCCGAGUAAACCUUAAUGUUUUUAAUAUACUCUGUCAAGCCACUUGAGUCAGUAGAAAAGAGCGGCAAAUUAAAAAAAAAUGUAGGGCCGAAGCGAAGAGUUAUCGUCUCAUAGAAAAUUUGAAUUUCGCGCCUUAUUCUACUGACAAACUUGUUCGACGGGCUAUACCUAUCAUUUAUUUGCAUUUGUUUCUUAAUACGUAAGUCAUCUCAUCUAGAAUGCCAUUUAUUAUGCUAGCCAUCAUUACAAAAUGAAAAACUUUAGGGAAUACCCACCAGUGGCCCAUUUUAUAAAGCUACAAGUUACAAUUUACAAGCGGAAGUCUCUUUCUAACCCUAUGUGUUAGAACGAGACUUCCGCCUGUAAAUUGUAACUUGUAGCUUUAUAAAAUAGGCCACAGUAGGUACUGCCAGUGUAAUAAAUAUUGGCACGGAUGGAAAGUGACAGAAAUAUGUAAACGUGUAGUGUGUACAUAUUUUUGCUACUUUUUUAGUGUCGAAAGUAGUAUUCGUAACUUGACUGUAUAAACAAAAACAUUUUGACUAAGGGGCU
This is a messenger RNA of Cydia fagiglandana, 2322 nucleotides long. It is a transcript of the gene SDR39U1, whose product is annotated as epimerase family protein SDR39U1. The coding region runs from base 153 to 1079 and encodes 308 amino acids. Lineage: Eukaryota; Metazoa; Arthropoda; Insecta; Lepidoptera; Tortricidae. The record is from RefSeq and is a predicted model, not a curated record. The transcript is spliced from 6 exons.